UUGCGGUCUAUUUUGACAGACUCGACCCAUUUUUUGACCGUUGCAACGGAAAGUCGGAAACACAGGCGCCGGAGGAGGAUGUACGUACGUACGGACGUCCCGAGGAGCGAGGAAGAGACUCUCGUGCUCUACCACGCGUCUCUCCAUGGCGUUACUGACGCAGUUUCCGUAUCUUCCGCGAUUAAAUCCUUUCUCCGUUUCUCCGUCUUCUCUUUUGAAGCAUUUCUCCUUAUCUCCCCCGGAACCUCCCUGAAUUCCACGUGAUUUGAAUCACAUUUUGGGGGGGAGGGGGGAAGACAAUCGAGCCGGUGGUAGAGGGGAGAGCGAUUUCAGAACUCUCGUGGCUCGGCUAGGCUGUCGAGUGCUCUGCCGGCCGGAAAAAUGGCGGCGCCGGGGAGCUCCGAGCAGACGGCGCUGAUGCGGCGCUCCUCGCGCAGCGCGAACACCACGGUGUUUUCUACAGAAGUAUUCGACAACGAGGUUGUUCCUUCUUCGCUACAGUCCAUUGCCCCGAUUCUUCGCGUCGCUGCUGAGAUACAGAACGUGCGUCCACGCGUCGCCUACCUCUGUCGAUUAUAUGCACUUGAAAAGGCCCAUCGGUUGGAUCCUCAUUCAAGCGGACGUAGUGUCCUGCAAUUUAAGACUAGCCUUCAACAAAGAUUAGAAAGGGAAAAUGAAUCAACACUUGCUGCUCGAGUCAAGAGGACAGAUGCUCGAGAAAUUGAGAGCUACUACAAGCAAUAUUAUGAGCAAUAUGUUAUGGAACUUAACAAGGGCGAGCAAACUGACAGAGCCCAGCUUGGAAAAGCUUACCAGACAGCCGGAGUCCUCUUUGAAGUGCUAUGUGCUGUUAAUAAAACUGAGAAAGUUGAGGAAGUUGCUCCUGAGAUUAUUGCAUCAGCAAGUGAUGUCCAGGCUAAGAAUGAAAUUUUUGGUACGUACAACAUCCUUCCCCUGGAUUCUGCUGGUGCAUCACAGCCUAUCAUGCAGCUUGAAGAGGUGAAAGCUGGUGUCACUGCUUUAAGGAACACCAAUGGUUUAAAAUGGCCAGCUUCGUUUGAGAAACAGAGGCAGAAAACUGGGGAGUCAGACAUCCUCGAUUGGCUGAGAGUUGUGUUUCGGUUUCAGAGGGACAAUGUCAGAAACCAAAGAGAGCAUUUGAUUAUGCUGCUGGCAAAUAUUCACAUAAGGCUUACUCCCAUGCCCGAGCCACUAAAUAUACUUGAUGAUAGAGCUGUUGAUGCACUCAUGAAGAAGCUUUUCAAGAACUACAAGACAUGGUGUAGAUAUUUGGGAACAACACACAACUUGAGGCUCCCCAAGGGUAGUCAGAUGGAAGUGCAACAGAGAAAGCUACUUUAUAUUGGCCUCUUUCUUCUUAUCUGGGGUGAAGCAGCUAACGUGCGGUUCAUGCCAGAGUGCCUUUGCUAUAUUUUCCACAAUAUGGCAUAUGAAUUACAAGGCCUCUUAGUUGGAAGUGCCAACAUUGCUGUGGGGGAGAGCAUGAAAGCUUCUUAUGGAAGUGAUGAUGAAGCCUUCCUGCAGAAAGUUAUAACUCCAAUUUAUCGAGUGAUUGAGAAGGAAGCCAAGAAAAGUAACAAUGGGAAAGCACCCCACACAAGCUGGUGCAACUACGAUGAUUUAAAUGAAUAUUUCUGGUCAUCGGAUUGCUUUAAUCUGGGUUGGCCAAUGCGCGAUGAUGCUGAGCUUUUCAAAACACGACGAGGUGCAGCGCAAGUAAAACACCCCUCAAAAACUCCUGAAAUUCUAGGAAAAUCAUUUUUUGCAGAAACUAGGUCGUUUUGGCACAUUUUUCAAAGUUUUGAUAGGUUGUGGACGUUUCUCAUUCUCGGUCUUCAGAUUAUGGUUAUACUUGCAUGGAAUGAUAUUUCCAUAUUUGAAAUCUUUGAGAAGAAAGCUUUAUAUGAGCUGUCUAGCAUUUUUAUCACAGCAGCCUAUCUUCGGCUGCUUCAGAGUAUCCUGGACCUGGUUCUAAACUUCCCUGGCUACCUUAGAUGGAAAUUCACUCAUGUUUUGAGGACAAUACUGAAGCUAAUGCUCAACAUUGGAUGGUGCAUCAUCCUUCCAUCAUUUUAUAUGGUCCAGAGAAAUCUUCAUUUCCGACCACUUGAUGAUAUUCUUGUAUACCUCGAUAAGCUCAAGGGGCUGCCAACAUUGUACCUCUUGGCAAUAGCAUUAUACUUGCUACCAAAUCUACUGACAGCAUUCUUAUUUGUGUUCCCCAUGUUGCAACGCUGGAUUGAGAGUUCCAAUUGGCUUAUUGUGAGGUUUCUUCUAUGGUGGUCACAGCAAAGAAUAUAUGUAGGAAGAGGAAUGCAUGAAAGUCAAUGGGCCCUUUUCAAAUAUACUAUAUUCUGGGUCCUGCUUCUGUGUUCCAAAUUUGCAUUUAACUUUUUUAUGAUGAUAAAGCCUAUGGUAUUGCCCACCAAAGAUAUCAUGAAAAUUAAGCAUGUUGAUUAUGCAUGGCAUGAGUUUUUCCCAAAUGCCAAGAACAAUGUGGGAGCCAUCAUUGCAAUAUGGGCACCGGUUAUCUUGGUUUACUUCAUGGAUCUCCAGAUUUGGUAUGCUGUCUUCUCCACUGUGUAUGGAGGUUUUAUUGGGGCCUUCGACCAUCUUGGAGAGAUCCGAACAAUGGAAAUGCUAAGGUCGCGUUUUCGGUCUUUACCUGGUGCAUUCAACACUAACUUUGUGCCUUCUGAAAAGCCUAAGAAAAGAGGGUUAUUUUGUUCUAAGCACUCUCAAAAGGACAGUGAUAAUAUAAGAAGUCAAGCAGCAAAGUUUGCACAGUUGUGGAAUGAAGUUAUAAGCAGUUUCCGUGAAGAAGAUUUAAUAAGUGACAGGGAGAUGGAUUUGCUUCUUGCUCCUUAUUCGUCCGACCCUAACCUGAAAGUUAUUCAAUGGCCGCCAUUUUUGCUGGCUGGCAAGAUUCCAAUUGCAGUAGAUACGGCUGCUCAAGUUUGUUCCAAGGAUUUUGAUCUUUGGAAGCGAAUCAGUGCCGAUGAGUAUAUGAAAUGUGCUGUGAUUGAAUGCUAUGAAACAUUUAAAAACAUCCUGGAUGAAUUGAUCAUUGAAGAGACUGAGAACAGGUUAAUAGAAAUCAUCUUGAAAGAAAUUGAAAGCUCCAUAUCAAAGAACACAUUCUUAGCAAAUUUUAGAACCAAGCCUCUGCCUAAUCUUUGCAAGAUAUUAGUUGAAAUUUUGGAGAUAUUGAAAGAUUGCCAGCCAUCCCAGAAAGACAGGGUUGUUCUACUGUUGCAAGAUAUGCUAGAAGUAGUUACCCGUGACAUGAUGGUGAAUGAGAAUCGUGAACUUGCUGAACUUAGUCGAGGCAGCAAGGGUUCUGGGAAGCAGCUUUUUGCUAACAUUGCUUUCCCUCCCCAAAACAGAACACAAUGGGACGAACAGGUCCGGCGGCUCCAUAUGCUUCUAACUGUUAAAGAAUCUGCAGCUGAAGUGCCAACAAACCUGGAAGCACGGCGAAGGAUAUCUUUCUUCUCCAAUUCACUUUUCAUGAACAUGCCAUGUGCACCUCGUGCGCGCAAAAUGCUGUCAUUCAGUGUGUUCACUCCAUAUUACAGCGAGGAGACUCUCUACUCGAAAAAUGAUCUUAAUAUGGAAAAUGAAGACGGUGUGUCUAUCUUAUACUACCUUCAGAAGAUUUAUCCAGAUGAAUGGAACAACUUCAGGGAGCGAAUGAACUGUGAAGAAGACGAAAUUUUGGAAAAAGAGGAAAGCAUACUCCAACUGCGCCACUGGGCUUCUUUGCGUGGACAGACUCUUAGCAGAACAGUCAGAGGAAUGAUGUACUACCGAAGGGCGUUGAAGCUUCAGGCUUUCCUCGACAAGGCUAACGAAGAUGAGUUACUUGAAGGCUAUAAAAGCAUUUCAGAACCAUCACCAGAAGACAAGAAGAAUCCAAGAUCCAUGUUUUCUCAACUAGAGGCUGUAGCCGACAUGAAAUUCACUUAUGUCGCCACCUGCCAAAUAUACGGUAACCAGAAACGCAGUGGAGAUCGCCGUGCAACUGACAUUUUAAAUCUGAUGGUCAACAACCCAUCACUACGUGUGGCAUAUAUCGAUGAAGUCGAAGAAAGGGAAGGUGGGAAGAAUCAGAAGGUUUAUUAUUCUGUAUUGGUAAAGGCUGUUGAUAAUCAUGAUCAGGUAAGCAAUAAAUAUUUCUUCUACGUCCUCAUGGAUUCUAUUUCAUGUCAUAUAUUUCUGCAGGAAAUCUACCGUAUAAAGCUCCCUGGCCAGGCAAAGAUUGGAGAAGGAAAGCCUGAAAAUCAAAACCAUGCUAUAAUCUUUACGCGUGGAGAGGCUAUUCAAACCAUAGAUAUGAAUCAGGAUAACUAUCUGGAAGAAGCUUUUAAGAUGCGCAAUCUACUCGAGGAGUUUAAUGAGGAUCACGGGGUGCGACCGCCUACUAUUUUGGGUGUUCGCGAGCACAUUUUCACCGGAAGUGUAUCAUCUCUGGCUUGGUUUAUGUCAAAUCAAGAGAUGAGUUUCGUCACCAUUGGCCAGAGAGUUCUAGCAAGGCCGUUGAAGGUGCGAUUCCAUUACGGGCAUCCCGAUGUGUUCGACCGAAUUUUUCACAUAACCCGUGGAGGCAUCAGCAAGUCAUCGAGGGGCAUUAAUCUCAGUGAAGAUAUAUUUGCUGGCUUCAAUUCAACGCUAAGGCAAGGAAAUGUCACUCACCAUGAAUACAUUCAAGUUGGGAAGGGCCGAGACGUUGGUCUCAACCAAAUCUCACUCUUUGAAGCUAAAGUCGCAUGCGGUAAUGGGGAGCAGACGCUUAGCCGCGACAUCUAUCGUUUGGGCCAUCGUUUCGACUUCUUCCGUAUGCUAUCUUGUUACUACACAACCACAGGGUUUUAUGUGAGCUCAAUGAUGGUGGUCCUUACAGUUUAUGCAUACCUGUACGGUAGGCUCUACCUUAGUCUGAGCGGAGUAGAGAAGGCAAUAGUCCGGUUCGCCGACAUGAAGGGCAACAACUCUCUGAAAACCGUCAUGGCAACACAAUCACUUGUUCAAUUAGGUCUACUGACAGCAUUGCCGAUGAUCAUGCAGAUCGGACUGGAAAGGGGCUUCAGAACUGCUGCUGUCGACGUGAUUGUCAUGCAGCUGCAACUCGCAGCUGUCUUCUUCACUUUCUCUCUCGGCACAAAGCUGCAUUACUUUGGAAGGACAAUACUGCAUGGCGGAGCUCAAUACAGAGCCACAGGGCGUGGCUUUGUCGUGAGGCAUGAAAAGUUUGCUGAGAAUUAUCGGAUGUACUCGAGAAGCCAUUUCACUAAAGCUCUGGAGCUUAUGGUUUUACUCGUAACGUAUCAACUAUUCAACUCGGUUGCUACCAACAGUGCAGCCUACAUUCUCAUCACCUGCUCCAUGGGGUUUCUCGUCUUUUCUUGGCUGUUCGCUCCCUUCCUCUUCAACCCUUCUGGGUUCGAAUGGCAGAAGAUAGUUGAAGACUUUGAGGACUGGACUAAGUGGAUGAACUCCAGGGGUGGUAUUGGCGUUCCUGCAUCCAAGAGUUGGGAGUCUUGGUGGGAGGAGGGGCAGAGCCAUCUCGCCUCCACGGGAUUCCUCGGCCGGCUCACGGAAGUAAUCCUCGCUCUCCGCUUAUUUGUAUACCAGUAUGGAAUCGUAUAUCACCUUCAUGUGAUGCAGAACGACAAGAGUAUCGCGGUUUACGCUCUGUCUUGGUUCGUCAUCGUUGCUGUCAUGAUCAUUCUCAAGAUUGUAUCGAUGGGAAGACAGAAGCUGAACUCCGAUUUCCAGCUGAUUUUCAGGCUAUUGAAGCUCUUCCUGUUUAUUGCCUCUGUCGCGACGAUCAUCAUCUGCAUUAACUUCGCAGAUCUCACCGUGGGCGACAUAUUCGUCAGUUUAUUAGGGUUCUUGCCAACAGGAUGGGCGCUGCUGCAGAUUGCACAAGCGUGCAGAAAAACAGUGAAGGCAAUGGGAAUGUGGGACUCUGUUAAAUCCCUCGCAAAAGCGUACGAGUACAUCAUGUGUAUAGCGAUCUUCGCUCCUGUCGCGACCCUCGCAUGGUUCCCUUUCGUCAACGAGUUCCAAACCCGGCUGCUCUUCAAUCAGGCAUUCAGCCGAGGCUUGCAAAUUCAGCGUAUCCUGGCCGGUGGGAAGAAAAACAAGUGA
Andrographis paniculata is the source of this 6174-nucleotide messenger RNA. Its product is annotated as callose synthase 5-like. The transcript is spliced from 40 exons. The coding region runs from base 382 to 6174 and encodes 1930 amino acids. Gene Ontology annotation, molecular function: 1,3-beta-D-glucan synthase activity. NCBI's taxonomy places the organism in Eukaryota, Viridiplantae, Streptophyta, Magnoliopsida, Lamiales, Acanthaceae. The record is from RefSeq and is a predicted model, not a curated record. Gene Ontology annotation, biological process: (1->3)-beta-D-glucan biosynthetic process. Gene Ontology annotation, cellular component: plasma membrane; 1,3-beta-D-glucan synthase complex.